Messenger RNA from Phlebotomus papatasi, 1771 nucleotides. RefSeq lists its product as uncharacterized. Lineage: Eukaryota; Metazoa; Arthropoda; Insecta; Diptera; Psychodidae. The transcript is spliced from 3 exons. Bases 217 to 1437 code for a protein of 406 amino acids. The record is from RefSeq and is a predicted model, not a curated record.
GUCACUUUUGUCGAAUGCUGAAAAUUUAAUUUACAGCGAAUAAAACCGAGACAGUAUCUUGCUUAGAAUUCUAUGCCAACGUAUCUCUGCGAAAUAUUAUCUCUCUCCCCAAAAGAGUUAUAGCGAAAUAGUAUAAAAGCCAAACUUACAUUUUUUCCCAAAUCACUCACUCGAAGAUUUUGACCAAGUGUGCAUCCAAAAAUAAACACAAGAACCAUGUCAGUGCCGGAGAAUCUAAAUAGGAAUUUCUUUGAAAAUGUUCUAAAGUGCGGUUUCAAAUUGAAAAAUUUUGAACUUAUCAGUUAUGAUAUGCAAUUAGCAUCAUCACCUGGUGACAAUUACUGCAGUACGAUUUAUCGUGUGGUGAUUAGUUACCGUGGUGAAAAUGGGAAAGAUGAUAAAGUUCAGUGCAUUGUAAAACACAUUGAAAACAGUGGAGCGAGUAAGGUUUUACUCGACAACAAUAAUGUUUAUAAAAAGGAAGUUGAGAUGCUUAAGAAUAUCAUGCCGAGAUUGUCAGAAUUAGCCGGAGGAACCGUUUUUGCGCCAAAACUCUACUACACAGUUGACCUGGAAGAUGCAAAAAUAGUAGCAAUGGAGGAUCUUGGAACUAACCAUAAGAUGGUUGAUCGGAAACUCCUCUUGGAUUUCGAUCAUUGUGAGAUCGUUCUGAAGAAACUUGGUCAACUUCAUGGAGCUUCCAUGGUUCUAGCUGAGGAAACUCCAUCAAAAAUGGAUCUCUUUACUUCUGGAUUAAUCACAGGUUCCGUGGAAAAUCCAGGACUUGCUCAAGCUGCCUUAAGUGGAAAUUUUCCAAUGCUCUGUGAAACGGUCAAAACCUGGCCAGGCUUUGAAAAAAUAUCAGAGAAAUUGGAAAAAUUGAAGCCUAGAAUUUGGACAAUGUUCUAUGAAUACGCCCAAAUGAAAAAUGAAAAAUAUCGAGUACUGAAUCACGGUGAUUUCUGGAUCAAUAAUUUCCUCUUCAAAUACGAUGAAAAAACCGGAAAACCCAUCCAUUGUAUUCCUAUUGAUCUUCAAUUCUCAUACUACACUUCGCCAGCUCAUGACCUUCAGUAUUUCUUAAACUCCAGUCCCAAACUCGAAGUCCGCGAGAAUUAUCGUGAAAAGCUAUUGCGCAUCUAUUAUGAAGCAUUCACAGAGACACUUGAAAAUGUAAAACACAAAAAUAUUCCAACAUUCGAUGAUCUAUUGGAAGAGAUGAGAAAACGAGAAAUCUAUGGUUUCUUCACAAUGGCCAAUGUACUUCCAGUCGUCCUCAUGGAACGUCAAUCUGACAAAGGAUCAGGACUCGAUGGACUGACCAAUGAGGAAUCAGCAAAAGACAUGAUCAAAAUUAUGUUUACAGGAAAAAGAUACACUGAAUCAUGCAAAAGAAGCUUAAAGUGGUUCGAUAGUGUAAAAUUUUUUGAUGUUUGAUUCGAACGAUUGAUACCCAGCUACCACCAAAUGGGCACUGUCAUUUCCAUUUAGUUAGCACUUUUUGUUCGAGAACUGCUGACCGGUCAGCAUAUUUUUGCUGACCAACCGAGUAAAAACAUGAUGAAACCGCUAGUUUUUUCAGCUAUCCGUGCUCGGUGGGUACUAACAAUUUUACAAAAUUGAUUUUAAAAAUUUAAACAUGAAAUUCAACUUUAAUUUUUUCUCAAAAUUUUUAUUGUUCUACUCAAACUAAUACUCAAAUUAAAUUAAAGAAUCCGAUUGUCAUGCCAUAUUCUGAAAUUGAUUGAUUACGAAUAAAGUUCGAUUUAAA